AUGAAGUUUGGACUGCCCCUGGCCGUGCUGGCACUCGCCUCGUCUGCAGCUGCGCACUUCACCCUGGACUAUCCGACGACGCGUGGAUUCGACGAGGACAAGGAGGACGACAACUUCUGCGGCGGCUUCUCCAACGUCUCGCUGCCGCGCCAGCCAUGGUACUACCGAAACGGGCCUGUGCAGAUUGACAGCCAUCACGACUCGGCGACGGUCAACAUCUAUAUCUCCUUUGACGUGCCUACUGGCUCCGAGUCGUUCCUCAAGACGUCAAACGGCACUUCUGUGCCUCCCCUGCGCCAGAAUCUCGCCAUCAAGGGCGAGGGCGAAUUCUGCUUCCACGCCAAUGCUUCGAGCCUCGACGUUCCCGGCGUGCGCGUCGCCGACGGCACCAACGCCACCAUCAUGGUAGAGUUCAUCAGCGUGCACGGACACCUGUACCAGUGUUCGGACGUCAGCUUCACCUCGAAUGCAAGCGUCGGUGCCAAUCUCACCUGCACCGAUUCGCUCACCUCUGGCAGCACCAGCUCGAGCUCCAAUUCCAGCUCGGCCUCGCCGGCUUCCACUUCGUCGACGCCAGCUCCAUCGAAAGCCAACGGCGCCGUUGCUACCGCCUUGCCCCGGAUUGCCCUUUUGGUGCUACCUGCGCUGCUUGCCGGUGCUCUCGCAUCGGUUUCGAUGUAG
Messenger RNA from Moesziomyces antarcticus, 681 nucleotides. RefSeq lists its product as uncharacterized. The coding region runs from base 1 to 681 and encodes 226 amino acids. The record is from RefSeq and is a predicted model, not a curated record. NCBI's taxonomy places the organism in Eukaryota, Fungi, Basidiomycota, Ustilaginomycetes, Ustilaginales, Ustilaginaceae. The transcript has a single exon.